UCUGUGGUUUGAUUUUUAAUUUUUGUUUGGAUUUGAUUUCAUUAUUUUUAUUUCUAUGAGAAAUUAAUGUAUAAUUAUUUAAAUAAUUGUGAAAAUUUAAAUAUUUAUAAUGUUGUGAUGAAACAACCAUAAAUAUAGUAUUAUAAUGUAUAUAUAUUAUCUCAUGUGACAAAUCAAACCACUUGAAAAAUCUAAUAAAAUGAUUUCGAGAAAAGGUCAGAAAGCAGUCAACGAAGGGGUUGUCGGCAAAUAUGUGAAAAAAGAUACACCGCCGGAUUUGCCAAUAAUAAAUGUUUGGACAACCGGAAACAAUAGAAGGCCACGUAGUCAGCCUUUUGGUUCUAGUGAGGGAGCCACCCAAAGUAUGGAGAAUAAGUUUGGCAAAGCACAAACAAUGAGUGGUCACGCUGGCAAGUACACACCAAGUGAAUCUGUACCAAAUCUAGCCCACAGGUUUGCAAGUUUGUCUACAGGGAGUGAUAUUGCCAGUACAUCAAGCAACUUUAAUUCUCAGUUCCACUUGGAUGCUAAUUUGGCAUCACAAUCAACACUAAAUGAUAUUGACGAGUCGUUCAGCAGACAAACAAGCCACAGAUAUUACAGGCAAGCACAGCCUGAGGAUCCAAUUUAUCAAAAUCAACAACAGGUGCAGCAACAAAAGCAGCAGCAGUAUACUUCUCGGGAGUCAAGUAUGCCGCGGAUAUCAUCAAACUUAAGUUUAACCCCCAGACUCCAUCCACCAUCACCCCACUCUAUCAGACUGCAUUGUACCGAGUCAUUUACAACAGUCAGUCAAUCAUCCCCCAUAUAUUCAAAUUACGUGAACACUCCCGCCCUGCCGUACCACAAUAAAGGCCAUGGUGGCAACAUGAUAUCAUCUAGUCAAGCAUCAGAUGAGUGCGAGCUGCCUCUGCCGCCGGGCUGGUCCGCCGAUCGCACGCUGCGCGGCCGCCGCUACUACAUGGACCACAACACGCAGACCACGCACUGGACGCACCCGCUGGAGAGCGUGCCACGCCCGUGGCACCGCGUGUCCACUCCCCACCACGGUGUUUAUUACUUCAAUGAAAUCACCCACCAGACCACGUAUGCACACCCGUGUCUGGUGGGAGGCUGCUAUCUGGUCAGCCCUCUUGUACCGACAUUGGUGCCUCCGUAUCUGUUAGAAGAAAUACCACAUUGGCUUAUUGUUUAUUCUAAAGCUGACCAAGAGCUGGAUCACAAGUUGCGAUGGAACAUGUUCCGGCUGAGCGAGUUGGAUUGCUACUCCGACAUGUUGACGCGCCUCUACAAGCAGGAGCUGCAGCUUAUUGUGAUGAAAUACGAGCAGUACAGGUCUGCUCUUUUACAAGAACUUGAGAGACGAAGGCACAACAAGUCGUGCCAUGCACAUUCAAAUUAUUAGGUCAACACGCCUUGCCUUAUUGAGCUGUGAUUUAUUAAUUAAGGAAAAAUGUUAUUGUAUAUAAGAAGGAAUAAACAUAGUUGUAAAUGUUCCUCAUAAAUUAGUGCCUUGAAUUUUAUGUAAAAUAAUAUAUUUUUGUCAAUGGCUAUUUUAAUUUUUUUAAUCAAUUUAUACAUACAAUAACAUAUAUUUAAUAAAUACAAAUCUUAUAAAAAAAUA
Molecule: messenger RNA, 1624 nt
Organism: Bicyclus anynana (squinting bush brown)
Lineage: Eukaryota; Metazoa; Arthropoda; Insecta; Lepidoptera; Nymphalidae
Gene: sav
Product: scaffold protein salvador
Exons: 10
Coding region: 200-1405 (401 amino acids)
Biological process (GO): apoptotic process; regulation of cell population proliferation; hippo signaling
Molecular function (GO): molecular adaptor activity; protein binding
Source: RefSeq, a predicted model, not a curated record